This is a messenger RNA of Xyrauchen texanus (razorback sucker), 4489 nucleotides long. Its product is annotated as small VCP/p97-interacting protein-like. The record is from RefSeq and is a predicted model, not a curated record. NCBI's taxonomy places the organism in Eukaryota, Metazoa, Chordata, Actinopteri, Cypriniformes, Catostomidae. Gene Ontology annotation, biological process: negative regulation of retrograde protein transport, ER to cytosol; positive regulation of autophagy; negative regulation of VCP-NPL4-UFD1 AAA ATPase complex assembly. The transcript has 4 exons. Gene Ontology annotation, cellular component: endoplasmic reticulum membrane. Bases 301 to 612 code for a protein of 103 amino acids.
CGGAGCUGCUGUAAUAUUCUCAUUCUGACAGCUACACCAUCAGUAGGACAAAUACUUCAUAUAUACUCCUCUAAAUCGAUAUCCAGAUGCCUGGAUGCGCGAGAAAGAGGUUUGCAGAGGGUUAUGUUAGUCUGUUAGUGUAGUAAAUGUGAGUUAUCAUUAGCGGUAGCUGGUUAAAGUAGCUCAGCACAGCUUUGUUUACAUUGCUAGUUCAGUCCCAGCAGCUUUCAUUGAGUUAACGACAGCAUAGAAACGCUAUAACACCUGUUAGUGCUCAUUUCAAGAGUCUGGAAUCAUCACAUGUGCCUAAUUUCCUCGGGUUCUGCUGAAAAGUGUUUUAUUUGUGCCCGUACUUCACUGGACAUCAGUAUGGGGAUGUGUUUGCCCUGUUUGAGUGGAGCUGAAGAUGACGUGGUCGUCACACCAGAUCCUGAGACGAGGAGAAGACAGUUGGCAGAGGCUGCAGAGAAGAGACAGAAAGAGACGACCUACAGAGGCAUCAAAAACCCAGAAGCCCUGGAAAGGAAAAAGAAAAAACAGGAAGAGAUGGAGAAAGAGACUGUGAACUCAACACCUGCUGGAGGAGGAGGGCUGAAGUGGCAGGUUGGCUAACACAGUCUGCAGGAAGAUAACUGGUGUGUGUCUACAUCGGGCAUCGACAAUCUGCUGUAUUUCCCACUGACUUGGGAGAUUCUUCAAAAUCUUUUUCCUUAUUUUGAAGUGUACGCUAACAAGGGAGUGUGCGUAGAGACUGGAAUUAUUGCCAAGCUCCUGCGCAAAGCUCCUUAAGACCUUUUGAUUGGCCAUUAAAAUCACACCCCUUUAAAAUGCCAAAAUGUGCUAGCCUAUGGGAUAUAGGAUUUAGCAUUUUUAUUUUAUAUACAACCUUUUCACAGUAUAAUAUAUGUUCAUGAAUAAUUUUCACACACAUGCUGCUUUUAUACCAAGGUGCUUUCUAUUUUCAACAUUGAUUUGUUAAAGAACCCGUUGAAUCGGAGAUCUGAAUGUCAUUUUAAUACACAUUUAUACACCAAAAAAAGCAUGUUUUUUAAUGGGUUUAGAAGCAUGUAGUACAUAUUUGGACAUUUAUAUUUAUUUGAAGUCAUGCAUACAUUACCAGUGUGUUUUGAGAUUAUUCAGGCCUGUAAAGCUUGCGUUUGUUUAUUUUGAUAAAUGUUUGAUAUUUAAGAGUGAAGUUCAAAUUUUGAAUGAAGGACAUUGAUGAUUAUUUGAGUUAGCACUUUCACUGACCCUUGAUUGUAUAUGUAUGUACCCUAUAGUUCUUAUGAACCAUGUUGAAUGUGCAUUACUUUGUCCUAUAGACUAGCAGUCAUUCAUAACCGCUUUGUGUCUGACGAUAUGAACGGCUAACUUUUCACAUUUAAAUCAACCUUCAGUGUCUCUGGAUAAUGCAGUGGUGACUGUAGAGCUGACUCAAUCUCACGCUGACUCAUGGAAGCGCGCUGAGUUGCUGGUUAUGUGAGAAGGAUAUAGCUGCAGGUUGAGGGAUGGGACAGAAGCUCCAAACCUCCAGCAAAAAUAUACCCAACCUAACCCAUUCCCUAACCUUAACCGUGUGUGGAAGUGUUGCCUGCUUUUGGAGCUGGAGUAACCCACCCUCUUGGAGAUUCAACCCCCAUUUGGAGUCCUCUAGGCUGCAUCUGUGCUAUUCUGAGCUAUCUGAGCUAUAGUGUGAAAUAUAUCUACUGGAACUCUGUGUGAGCUCUUCAUAUUGCUUUGCAUUUUGUUUUUAAAAUGCAUUUUGACUUAGUAAAAAGCAAGGGUGUAAAGUAACAAAUUACAAAUACUCAUGUUACUAUAAUUAACUACUUUUUCCCAAGAAUUGUACAUUUUUAAGUAGUUUAAAAAUGUUAUACUUUUACUAUAUAUAUAGUAUAUUUGAAGUUCUGUAACUGUACUUUUACUGCGCUAUUUUCCCACCAUCUGUGUUCUCUCUACUGAUUGAUUGUGUAUGUAUACCCUAUAGUUCUUAUGAACCAUGUUGAAUGUGCAUUAAUUUAUCCUAUAGACUAGCAGUCAUUCAUAACCGCUUUGUGUCUGACGAUAUGAACGGCUAACUUUUCACAUUUAAAUCAGCCUUCAGUGUCUCUGGAUAAUUGAAGUUCAAUUACUGCUCUGUCCUGAUUUUAUUUUUAUCUAUCAACACGAUUGGCUUGAGUCUUGUGACUUCCGUUAAAUCAAACCACACAUAAAAAACUUGAACGGCAGCUGCAGAUAUGGUGCCAUUUGUUAUGGAUGUGGAGGAUUCCUCAAGCACAGUUGACAGCUGAACAUCACGGCCGCACCUGAAAGAGAUUUUUGCAGUGAAAAAUGCCAAUUGCUUGAUCGUGUCAUGUGAGUUUAACUUGCUCAAGCCAAAUAUCAGCAUUAAUCCUGCCUCUUAUUUGAAGAAACAUAUCUAAGUCAAUUUCAUAUUUCUGUUACUGGAUUCUGUGUGUCUAUAAUGUAGCCUGUAAUUUAACUAUUACUUUGAUUAUUGGGUUUGAUAUGAGAGAUUAAUGCAAUGUUAUCAAAAGGGCUAGGCAAUAAAAUGAUCUAGAUGUUUAUCAGAAAAAAGAGAGAUGUCCUUGGUCAAACAUUGAGUAGUUUUCUAUAUUUAGCCUAUGAUCUACAUCUAGAACAGGGGUGUUUAUUACAUCAAUCGUGGUAGCAAGACAAUCACUGUUUGGAUGAUCUAGAUAAAAUAUAAAAGAUUGACUUUUUAUUUCCUGACGUCUUUUGCUGCUUGCUGUUUGAUUGACAGACUGUUAAUGUUUGUACGCUAAUGCGGGUUUGCGCCUAAAUGAUCAAAUACAAUUUAUAAUUCCGCAGUCUUGAUGAGGAUUUAAUGUAAACACAGUCAUUUAUGUCUAAAGGGAAUUUAAAUAGUUGGACAAAAAGUGUAUUUGCAUUAAAAUGUUGGACUUGAAGUGUACAUGUAACCGAAUAGAGCACUGUCUAGUAGGCUAUGUCAUAUAAAGAAUAUUAAUCGAACAACAAUAACAAGGAAACAAGAAAACCACUCACUACUUUUGGCUGAAUAACUUGAGUAGCUUUAAAAGUAUUAAUGUAAUAGAAUAAAACCGUGAUUUCUAUAAAAAAAAAUUAUUGUUUGUUUAUUAAUAAUACUGACUGCUGAUGUACAGAGUGUGUUAAUUGGUAUAAUAAAUUGCCAGGAAAGUAGAGAUGAUGAAAUAAUUUAUAAUUAUGCUUAGCCUUUAUAAAGAUCAACAUUUGUAGAGCAAUACUUUAGGCAGCAGAAUAUUCCACGAGUCACAAACUUCAGAACAUUGUGCAUCAUGCUUUAGAAUGAGAACACAACUAUUUCUGGGCUUAAAGGAUACAAGAACAAAAUCAAUGUGGGACUUUGUAUCUCAAAAGGAGGACAAUGUGGCCCCCCAUGUGCUACUUAAAGAAACAAUUCACACAAAAUGAAACAUUAUCUCAUCAUUUACUCACUCUCAUGCCAUCCCAGAUGUGUAUGACUUUCUUUCUUCAGAAGAACACAAAUUAAGAUUUUUAGGAGAAUAUUUUAGCUCUGUAGGUCCUUACAAUGUAAGUGAAUUUUGUGAUGCUCCAAAAAGCACAUAAAAGCAGCAUAAAUUGAAUACACACAACUCCAGUGAUUUAAUCCAUUACUUCAGAAGUGAUAUGACAGAUGUAUAUUUAUGCAUUUGGCAGAUGCUUUUAUCCAAAGCAAUUUACAGAGUCCUUAUUACAGGAACAAUACCCCCGGAGGAACCUGGAGUUAAGUGACUUACUCAAGGACACAAUGGUGGUGGCUGUGGGGAUUGAACCAAUAACAUUCUGUUUAACAGUGUAGUGCUUUAGCCCACUACACCACCAGUACGUGGCGAUAUGCAUGAAGAAUGUGAAUUCCCAAAACCACAAAAGAAAGAUAAAGUGGAGAUUGAGUGAGUAGCGAGGAGAAUUAAUAGUGAAAAAGGAAUUAAAUAUCUGUUUUCUAACCACAUAGAUGUGGUUAGAAAACAGAUAUUUAAUUCCUUUUUCACUAUUGAUAGAUCAAGUCGCUUCUGAAAACAUGCAUUAAACCACUGGAGACACAUGGAUUAGACUACUUUUAUGCUGAUUUGUGGAGCUUCAAUAUUUUAACAUCGAUUUACUUUCAAUGUAUUGACCAAAAGUGCUGAAAUAUUCUUCUAAAAAUCUUAAUUUGUGUUCUGCAGAAGAAUCAAAGUCAUACAUCCAGGAUGGCAUUUGGGUGAGUAAAUAAUGAGAGGAUUUUCAUGUGUGGGUGAAUAAUUCCUUUUCAAGCAUGAUGUAGCCCCUGUACCAAACAACUUUUGCCAUGCCUGCCAAACCUCCUCUAUUCAGCAGGACAUGAUGUGCCAAGUGAUCCUGCUUAUUCAGCAUUUUUUUUUUCAUUGUUUGAACAUGUUUUAUACACAACAAUAACUCUGUCAGCAUUAAGGUAAAUUUAGACCCUACACAUAAACUGAUUUUAAUGUAAUUGUUUCAUACAUUACGA